AUGACAGUUCCAAGUACAUUUAAAGGAUUCGCGUAUAAUGAAAAAAAAUGGAAUGAAUUGCGCAAAGUUGAAUUUCAACCUAAAAAAGUAAAUCCAGAAGACGUUGUUCUCAAGAUCGAAGCUUGUGGCUUAUGCGGAUCAGAUAUUCACACCUUAAAAGGUGAUUGGGGUGAAGUUUCCAGAAAAGACUUAGUUGUUGGUCAUGAAAUUGUUGGAAAAGUCGUUCAAGUUGGUAAUAAUGUUAGAAAUGUUAAGGUAGGCCAAAUUGGGGGAAUUGGUGCCCAAUGCAAUUCAUGUCUCCACUGUGAUAGAUGCCUGAACGACUACGAGAACUAUUGUACAGAGAUGGUUCCAACUUAUAACAAGGCAGAUCCACUGUCUAAUGAUUAUAUUACUCAGGGUGGUUAUGCUAAUUAUGCAAUUUGCAAUGAGCAUUAUGUAUUUCCAAUUCCAAAAGAAAUUUCUCCAAGCGAAGCAGCGCCCUUGUUAUGUGGCGGUCUUACUGUUUUUGCUCCCCUCACCCGUAGUUUAGGUUACAAUAUGACAGGAAAAAAAGUUGGCAUUGUCGGUAUUGGUGGUCUAGGACAUAUGGCAAUCAUUUUUGCUCAGGCUCUUGGUGCUGAAGUAACUGCUAUUUCAAGAUCAUCAGCUAAGAAGCAGGAUGCCAUUAAAAUGGGAGCAAAAUCUUUUAUUGCUACUAGUGAAGAUGAAAACUGGACUAACGAACAUGCUGAUAAAUUCGAUUUGGUAUUGAAUUGUGCUGCUAAUUACAGUUCUCUUGAUUUUAACAGUUUGGCUCUGAUAAUUAAAUUCAAAGGUGAAUUGAUUAUUGUUGGUGCACCUUCUUUGGAAGAAGGUCUUGAAAUCCUGGCUUUUCCACUUAUUUUAAAAAAAAUCACUAUUCUGGGAUCUGUUGUUGGAAGUAGAAAAGAUGCUCUUAAAAUGAUGGAACUUGUCGAUAAGCAUAAAUUAAAGCCAUGGGUCGAAGAAAUCCCUAUCAACGCUGAAAAUAUUGCAUCAUCCUUGGAAAGAUGUGAUAGAUCUAAUGUUAAAUACAGGUUUGUUUUCACUGGUUUUGAUAAGGAGUUUCAAUAA
Molecule: messenger RNA, 1095 nt
Organism: Debaryomyces fabryi
Lineage: Eukaryota; Fungi; Ascomycota; Pichiomycetes; Serinales; Debaryomycetaceae
Product: NAD(P)-dependent alcohol dehydrogenase
Exons: 1
Coding region: 1-1095 (364 amino acids)
Biological process (GO): alcohol metabolic process
Molecular function (GO): alcohol dehydrogenase (NADP+) activity; zinc ion binding
Source: RefSeq, a predicted model, not a curated record